Messenger RNA from Salvia hispanica, 1294 nucleotides. RefSeq lists its product as uncharacterized. NCBI's taxonomy places the organism in Eukaryota, Viridiplantae, Streptophyta, Magnoliopsida, Lamiales, Lamiaceae. The record is from RefSeq and is a predicted model, not a curated record.
CCAAAUAUAGAUUGCACUCUCUAUACCAAAUUGCGAAACUCAGAACGGUGGACGCUAUCAAUUGAGCCGACGACCUUCGCCUGAAGUUCAAGUGGUUCUAUUCUAUUCUCAUCAAUUCAGCUUUGCUCGUAUGGCCUCCCAACAACAGAGUGGUAACGACACCGAUGGCAGUCCAUUACCAGAGGGUAACCCGGAUAGUAUUACCGGCAGAGGGGUGCUAGCAGACAGAUCUAGACGUGUGUGGACACAACGCGAGGAGCAAAUCCUUUUGUCAUCCAUGAAGGAGUUGGUGGCAACCGGAUGGAAGUCGGAAAAUGGUUAUCGUGCAGGAUAUUUGACCCGUGCAUUGGAGGCACUAAAACAUGAAUUUCCCAAAACUGAUAUUUGUGUUCACCCUCACAUCAAGUCGAGGAUCCAAUCUUGGAAAAAGAAUUACUACUCCCCGAUGCAAAUACUUGACCGUAGUGGUGUUGGUUUCAAUACCGAUGGUGACUACAAGAUAGAUAUCGAUGAUGAACAAUGGACACAAGUUGUACAGAAAGAUAGCAAUGCCAAGUAUACGAGGAACAAGUCUUGGCCAAUGUUCGCUGACUGGAAAGAGAUUUUUGGCAAGGACCGUGCGGAAGGGGUUAAGGUUAUGGACACGGGGGAUGCAGUCCGCAAAAUUUAUGGGUCUGGUUCUGGUGUAAACGAAAAUUCUCCAAUGACUUUAGAGGAACUCUUCCCCGAUGAAGUUUUUCCUACCGGUGUUCUACCGGAGAUGGUUGAUGAGAGCACUUCGGCACCUGUCAAAGUUAGUCCGAGGGUGCCAACCAAGGUAACAAAGAAGAGGAAGGCUGAUGACAAGAUGGACAGUGUCCUUACUCUCAUGACUCGCAUCCAUGAGGACACGAAUGAGCGCCUGAAGGACAUCGCAACUCGAAUUGGUUAUGAGUUCGAUCUUAGUACGAAGAGGACCGAGGUCUUCAAUCAACUGAAAGGUAUGCCCGGGCUGACCAUCAAGCAACAAUUUUAUGCUGCAAAAAAGUUGGUGAAGGAGCCUGAGCUUCUGGACUUGUUUAGGGGAUUGGAUGAAUUUGCUCAACCUACUUUUAUUCUCGAUCUUCUGGAGACAGAUGGUAAGAUUUGAACGUGGUGGAGUCCAUGUCUUUGGUAGUAUUUUGUUAUUUAACAUGGUUUAAACAAUGAUCCAAUCCAUGUAACUAGUGCCAGUGCACUCUUAUGUAGUAUGUCAACUGGUAUUUUUUUGCGCAUGUAAUAUGCGAAGUAUGGACAAGCUCUGUAUUUUGUUUAA